AUGACAGCUAUACAGCGUGCGGCUACUCUGUUAGUUUCCCAAAGGAAGGCCUGGGACUGCUUGGCGAAGUACUCGCCCGAGGAGCGCAGCAAUGGACUAGGGCUUCGGAAUCUCAGGCUGUACGACGGUCUGCCGAUAUGGAUGCUGGAGUCUGUUGCCGUCUUGUUGGAGUGUUAUAAGUACGAGGACUCGUCUCUGGACGACUUGGAAACUUUUCUAGUAGAUGUUAGUCGUGGGAAGAUUCAGGAGCCCGUCCGUGAAAAGUACAUAUCGCUCGCAGGCCCUAUCGCGAUGAACUUCUUCGGUUAUGACGCGCGACUGGAGGAGCUGAAGAAGUCGAUGGCGGACGAGGCAAGAGCUAUCCACGGCGACUCUGAAGCCUCCAAAGGCUGGCGCGUUCUUGAUAGAGUGUCGAGUGAAUACUGCGAUAAAUUCGGUUUCCCCUUUGACCCGGACCAGCAAUUGGUUCUUUGGGAGUAUGGGUGGGUGUUUGAGGUAUACUGCCUCCAAGAAAUACUAAUAGCAGAGGUUUUGAAUAACAAAGCUAGAGCGACUGAAUUGAAGUCAUUCAGUAUGCCAGGCAUGGUACGAAUGCGUAUGGUGCCAUUGUCGUCUGGCUCUGCGCGAGCCGCAUUCGAUCCGCCCCUCUCUUACCAUGCAUUAGGGCAAGUUACGAGGCCGCAUCGAAUCCCGUCAGCAAGCACGCCAGACUUCCUCCGUCUCCUCUCCGACUCCCCGUGGACGAAGAAACGACCGAUUCCCAGUCUUGUCGCUGUCGCCAGCAUGACAGAGGCGAAUUCCGCAGCUCCGGCAAAGAGCCCAGAAGGCUCCGCCGCCGGCGAAGAAGGCAGCAACCAGCAGCCCUCUGUCGCAAAGACACCAGCGGUCAAGGACAGGCAAUGCAAGUAUUGUCACCAGGCCUUCACGUCGUCGUCCUUGGGGCGACAUCUCGACCAGUACCUCUUCAAGAAGAAGCCCGACGGGAUCCACGAUGUCGAGGAGAUUCGUCGCAUCCGCAGCAGCAUCACCCGACGCCAGGCGCGCUCCUCCAACAAGCGCGACAGCCCCGAUGUUGCGGCCGCAAAGGGCCACCAGCACGACUCGCCAGGCGCCGCCACACAAGAUCCCAAUAAUAGACCGCGAGAAGGUGGGACACGGUUUCUGUUCAACACUCCGACAUGGCAUUCGACCGGGGUGAUCAACGACAUUCCGGACCCGGGCGCAUCGCAAGACGGAACAGUCUCGUCGCGCCUAGCGACGUCGCAGUCGCGUGCCAUGUCGACAGGGCCGCUGGACUUUGCAAGUCGAGGCUCGAGCUCGAAUAAUCCCGAUACGGCCCGGGCUCUGGAACUCGCACUGCGUGAGGUGUUAGAUAACAUCAAGGCUGCGACCGCCAGAACUCGGCCUCGACUGUCGCCUUUCGACUUCGAUCUUCAGGCUCAGACCUUUCCGGCGCUCUGCUUGCACAUGCUUCCGCCUCCUCCGAGUUUGUUCUCGACUCACCCGUUUCCUACUACAAACUCGUUCCCCCUGGAGCCGCCCGGCGUCGGUCAAGUCGAGGUGGUUCGACACGCUCUUCGCGCACACAUCGAACAAUGGCGGACGGAUCAGCUCGCAUUGUUGUCAAAUCAGUCUGGUUCGGCCAAGGGUGGCGUGAGCGCUGAUCCCAACAUGAUCAAUCGGACCGCGCAGCAGCACGAGGAGAUGAGUUCGCGGCAUCUCGAUCUCGCCUAUCAGCACUGGAUGGUUCUCCCGCAGGAGGUGAAACGGCAGACCUGGCAGCUGGAGAUCACGAGGGCCUUUGCGCGCGAAGCCGAGAAGCGCAAGCAACUAGACGCGCAGCUUGCACGCGUCCAGCAAGAAGCAAACCAGCUCCGGGCACAAGUGGAGAAGCUAGGGUCUUGCCAAUGGCCACGGGAGUUUGCCAUCUUCCCACCAGACAUGCUGCCUUUGUCCCGAGAGGUAACACAGGAAUUGAAUAGCAAGGACAGCGGCCUCACCAGCCCUGGUUCCUCCAGGUGGGAUUACGACAACGUCGUGGCCAAGUGGAAACGCGUCGUGAUGCACGACAAGAGCAUGGGUCGGGUCGGGGUAGGGUAUGCCAACAGCAUGUCUGAAGAACCCAGCCAGGAUUCGAGCUCGUCUUCCAGUCGCCAAAAAACAGUACAGACGGCGACAGCUUCCAGUCCUGAUAAUUCGUCUGGCACUGCACUUGGGAAUAAUACAUCAACGAUCAACUCGAACAACCAGCAGACUCCGCCUUACCAGUCCCAUGAUCGUGGAAACUCGGUCAGUGGUCCCCCUCAAGCCAAGCGUCAGCGUCUGAUGAACGGUGGCCCCAAUGACGCCAGUACACCAGAGGGCGAGAAUCAGCAGCAAACUACAGCUGCUAAUAAUAAUAAUAAUAAUAAUAAUAAUAAUAAUACCAACGGCGCCUCUUCUGCGGCGUGGAGUCCAAAUUCGGUUCAGUCCCUUUUGGUGUCCAGCUCUGCUGCUCCGCCGACCACAUCGACGCCUCCGACAACCCGGUUUGGAGUAUAA
Messenger RNA from Rasamsonia emersonii CBS 393.64, 2541 nucleotides. RefSeq lists its product as uncharacterized. Bases 1 to 2541 code for a protein of 846 amino acids. The record is from RefSeq and is a predicted model, not a curated record. The transcript has 4 exons. NCBI's taxonomy places the organism in Eukaryota, Fungi, Ascomycota, Eurotiomycetes, Eurotiales, Trichocomaceae.